UAGUUGAAAGUGAUUUCAUCUACAAAAUCCUCAUAAAAAUCAGGAAAAUGUAUAAUCCGCGACGCACAACUGAGUUAAUGGGCUCUUCCCACAGACCCACAGAACGAAAAAGUCGUCUUGCUGUGCCAACAUCUCGCCGAACGACCCAAAAUGCAGUUCCCUCAAGUCUUCACAAGCGCCCACAAUCCGUCGAUCGUCAUUCGCAACGACAACAUUCCCUUCUGCCGCAACCAUCAACUGUGAAAAAAGGUCGUUCCAGCAGUCAAACACCUCGUUCAACAUUUCAAACGCCAACAACGCCCGGGAAUCGGACCCCACUAAGUCAUGAAUACUUGCAAUCCGCCGACAAACGAGGCAUGGUCGAAGACAAACUGUUUAUUUUGCAAGAAGCUGCUCGAAUUACCAACUUCGCCAUUUGUCAAAAUGUCCCCGGGUUCGGAAAAGACACAAAAUUGCGGAAUGUUUCGUUCAAACAAUUCACGGGAUUGGUCGAACUGAUGCUCGAAAAGUUAGUUGGAAAUCGAUUUCCACUGCAAGGCAUCGAUAACAUUGUCAAAGCCUUGCAUGCGUUGGAUUAUCCGUUCACAAUUAACAAGUCUUGGUUGAAAACUCCGACUGCGGGACACGCUUUCAAUCACGUUGUCAUCAUGCUCGGAUGGUUGCUGAACCUCGUUGACCCUCCAUUGAUGCCCGAGGGCGAAACGGAGUUGGAUGACUUUGAAUGCAUCUCGAAUUUGGUUCACAAUCCGGAAUUUCCGACAGUCAUGUACCAGAAAAUCUUCAUGGAAAAGGCGAAAGAUGGCUUUAAGAUGUGGAAUUUGCAACAAGACGACGAUUUUGAGCAAUUAAAUGAGGAACUGGCGAACGAAGUCGUGUCGCAAUCCACAAGCGGCGUCAUAAAAACGAUCAAAAAGCUCGACGAUGACGUCAUUGCGCUCGAAAAAGAGCAAAAAGUGCUGGCAACAAAGGCGAAACCUUCGACAGAUCAACAAAAAUACCUCGAAAUUGAAAAAGAAGUCAAAGAUUUGCGACGCGUUUUGGAGGGAAAACAAGAAAUUGCGAAUCAAUUGACGCAAAGUAUCGCCGCCGAACGAAAAAUGUACGAAGAUGAGCAAAAAAUCCUGAAACAGCGAGAAAAACAAAUAGAUUCCUUGAGAAAACAAAUUUCCACGCAAAUUAUGUCAAAAUCUGAAAUCAAACAAUUAAUCGAGGAAAUUUAUUUGUUGAGACACACUCUUGAAGCCGAACAAAACAGCUACAAACGUCUUUUGCAAGAACACGACAAAGAACCCGUCGAGGUCUCGCAACUCAUCCGACAAAAGGUCCAAAAAAUCAAUCAACUCAACGAAGCAAUGUACGCGUUGGCGAAAAAUUUCGAAAAAUCUCUGCCCGACUUCCAACCUUCGGAUCACGAGUUGAACGCAAAUUCCCCAGAAAUUCUCCAGCAACUCGCGGAGCUCAAACCUUCAAUUUUGACCUUGAAAAAAUGGAUGUCUGACAUGAGCGACGUCUUCACAAAAGAUCAAAUCGAGCGAAAAGCCCGCAUUGAGCAAGUUUCCGUCGAUUUUGCGGAAAAUCAGAGGAAACUCAAAGAAGCUGUCGAGAAAAUCGCCACGGAAAUGCAAAAUUUGAACCAACUUUUCGCAAGUUUGGACAAAAAAUACACGGAAAUCGACGAAAAAUACGCAAAAGAGAAGCAGGAACAGGAAAUUUUGAAAAAAGAACUCGCCCAACUCAAAGCAGACAUCGAAACAGAACGACUAGCGAGAGAAAAAGUCGCGGAAGAAACACAAAUCAUCAUGAAACGCUUCGUGGAGGAGCAGAACGCGAUGCUGGAAGACUUGCGAGAAAAAUUAAAAGUUGCCAAGGAAAAAGUUUCGCACUACAAAAAAAUUCGCGAUGAAUCGACGCAAAAAGUUUCGCAAAAAGAAAAGGAAUUAUUGGAAAAAAUUGAAAAAUUUGGAUUUUCAGAGUGA
This is a messenger RNA of Culicoides brevitarsis, 1976 nucleotides long. RefSeq names its product kinetochore protein NDC80 homolog (gene Ndc80). Gene Ontology annotation, cellular component: Ndc80 complex. The record is from RefSeq and is a predicted model, not a curated record. NCBI's taxonomy places the organism in Eukaryota, Metazoa, Arthropoda, Insecta, Diptera, Ceratopogonidae. The transcript is spliced from 2 exons. Bases 48 to 1976 code for a protein of 642 amino acids. Gene Ontology annotation, biological process: attachment of mitotic spindle microtubules to kinetochore.